AUGUCGCCAUCACCGCCUACGAAUCCGGCUCCAACUCCGCCACCUCAGCUGAAACCUACUCCAUCUCCAGUGCUACAGAACCACCAUGUUCUGUCCAACCUAUUACAAGCAGCACCUCUUCCAGACUACACAAACUACCUCGUCCACUUAGGUCUUGCACCCAUUGAUACGCUCUCACCCCUUAAUCCAAUCGUGCCAAAAACCGAACCGUUUUGCGGAGACAGUGCUGCUAAGGAUAUCUACAGCAUUCCUCCCAUUUAUGAGCAGAGCUUUGGCUCCAUUUAUGGACACAUCCCCAUAAGUGCCAGUGCCAUAGCAGUAGCUCCAAGCAGCUAUGCUCCCGAACCUCUGGCACCAGUGGAGAACCACGACACGAUGUCUGGAGAGAACACUCAGCUCACUUCGCUUUGA
Cylicostephanus goldi is the source of this 411-nucleotide messenger RNA. Lineage: Eukaryota; Metazoa; Nematoda; Chromadorea; Rhabditida; Strongylidae. The record is from the annotation of a GenBank genome assembly.